AUGGCAUAUAAUAUUGCUGUUGAGGACGAAGAUUUACAGACAUUUUUCACCCUUCCAAGCCCUCCCCUGCUCCCAGACCCGCAGGUUCCACCGACGUUUCUCAGUACCAUUGCAUCUAAGGAUGCUACGGACCUCGAUACUUUUCAGUUCCUUCGUAUGAUGGAACUUGCCAUGGCUCGCGCGCCGAUGGAGGAAUCUGCCGUGGAUGACCUUGUGUCAGCCCUACUCCGCGCCAUGCACUACGUGGACAUGUCUAAAGUUGUUCGCACUCGUAAAAAUCUAACCUUCAUCGUGUGCGGCAACACGGUGCAUGCACAGACCGACGUCUGUCUGAUGGACUCCAGUGGUAUCCUCCUGCUUGUUCAGGAGGACAAGGGUCAUAAUGAAGAAAAGGAUCCGGAGCCGCAGCUAAUCGCAGAAGCCAUUGCGGCAUUCUACUAUAAUAACUUUCACCGUGUCCGCCGAAUGAGAUUGCCCGCGUGUCGAUCUCAUACAUUUGCGGGCAUCACGAUGGAGGGCGCCACACCGACAUUCUACAAGAUCCCAGUUACUGAACAGUUGGAACAAUGCGUACAGACGGGGAUGUAUCCUACAGUUCCCACUAUAAUUAAGAGGAAGUCAUCGCUUGUCGGCGCAGAAGAAUCUGUUGGUUGA
Sparassis crispa is the source of this 654-nucleotide messenger RNA. RefSeq lists its product as hypothetical. The record is from RefSeq and is a predicted model, not a curated record. NCBI's taxonomy places the organism in Eukaryota, Fungi, Basidiomycota, Agaricomycetes, Polyporales, Sparassidaceae. The transcript is spliced from 2 exons. Bases 1 to 654 code for a protein of 217 amino acids.